CAUUUUUAUUUUAUAGCUGACGACUGUGGUGUUUUUAACAUUUGCUACUAAUUUAUAUUUAUUCACAAUGCAACAACCCGAUUCGGAUGGUUUUGUAAACAUAACUUGGCCGAGUAGAACGAUUCCUCAUGGAGGCAUUUUCCACACACGCCGCGUGGAGCCGUCAACCCAUCAACAAGAAUUUCUUAAAGUUCUCUUAGAGGAGUCGAAGUUGACCAUCCAGCAGCGGCGGGACACGGCGCUUAAGCUUCGAGAACAGGAGAAGAAACAGAUUCCUAUUGCUGUGGAGAUGCCCAUGGUGAGGCCGCGGACUUCCAAACGACGCUCACUCUCCGCCAUAAGGGAGUCCGGAAUCUAUGAUAUGGACCCUUACAAACCGUUGAAGCGCGGCGAAGACCGGGAGAAGUUGAAAGAGCACUUGGCCAACACGAUGGCGUAUGGGGACAGUCCGGAGCAGGUGCCACCGCCCCCACCGCGUAUCCCAAAACCUACGCCUAAAAUACCCACCGAGAAAGAGAAGUGGAACGACUUGCUUACGCAAAUCCGCGAGCGUGCCGAGUGGUUGGCGGAGAUGGAAGACUUGGGCCAAGCGGAGCCAUAUCGUGAGGUUAUACACGAACAAAUAGCAGAACGACUGCGUGCCUUGGAUGCUUUAGGCAUCGACAGUGAAUGUUCGUCCGUUAGGUCUGCAUUUAGCACUACUCGGAGUAGGGAACCGCCUACUGCGCGGUCCCAAGCCAGUGACAAGAAUAAGGGAAGCGCCAAAUCGGAUAAGAGUACCAAAUCUCGUGGUUCUAAACCAGACCAAACCCGUACGACCCCGGCACUACCGCAAGAAAAACAAAAAUCAGCAAGGAGUUCGGGAAGGAGUCGUGCCAAAAAUAGAGAGAAAGAGGAAAACGUAGCAGCUUAUGAUAGACUCACUCCACUACAGUACUCCCCAAGACGACGGGUCUAAUAUUUUAGAUGCUUCUUUGUCGAGUUAAUUAAAAAUUUGUAGCAAAGCAAAAUAAACUAUUUUUCAAAUAUUUUUAGAAAUAAUAAAUACCAUUUUAAAUAACACA
This is a messenger RNA of Pectinophora gossypiella (pink bollworm), 1064 nucleotides long. RefSeq names its product UPF0193 protein EVG1 homolog. NCBI's taxonomy places the organism in Eukaryota, Metazoa, Arthropoda, Insecta, Lepidoptera, Gelechiidae. The record is from RefSeq and is a predicted model, not a curated record. Bases 68 to 958 code for a protein of 296 amino acids. The transcript has 5 exons.